Molecule: messenger RNA, 5747 nt
Organism: Hyaena hyaena (striped hyena)
Lineage: Eukaryota; Metazoa; Chordata; Mammalia; Carnivora; Hyaenidae
Gene: CLCN4
Product: chloride voltage-gated channel 4
Exons: 13
Coding region: 400-2682 (760 amino acids)
Biological process (GO): transmembrane transport; chloride transport
Cellular component (GO): early endosome; Golgi apparatus; membrane
Molecular function (GO): voltage-gated chloride channel activity
Source: RefSeq, a predicted model, not a curated record
UUUGUCUCUGGCAGCAAAGUGAGUCUGUCAGAUUCUGACUCCAGUAGACCCUCCGCCCCCGGGAGCUGGGGGUUUCGGUAGCCUUUUAACUUUCUAUCUCAGGAACCAGAAAGCAAAAGUUGGUGAAAGGCCAGGCAAGCCGCGAACGCCCAGCAAACUGCCCAGAGGCGAGGCCGGAGCUGGGGGAGGGCUCCGGCUCCUCACCUCCGGGGACUUCCAGGGUCUUCCUCGCCCCCCACCCCCUCCCCGCCUCGCCCCGAGGGCGUCACGUGGCGGCGUGGGCCCCGCCUCCGGUGACGUCACCGCGCUCGCAGCCGUCGCGCCGAAGAAAGGAUGCUCUAGGAUGCGGUGCAGGUGGGCGGCCGGGAUGCGCCAUGAGGCACUGCAGGUGUAACUAGCAUGGUCCAUGCGGGAGCAAUGAGUGGGUCUGGAAACCUGAUGGAUUUCCUCGACGAGCCGUUCCCUGACGUGGGGACAUACGAGGACUUCCACACCAUCGACUGGCUAAGGGAAAAGUCACGGGACACCGACAGACACAGAAAGAUAACCAGCAAAAGCAAGGAGUCCAUCUGGGAUUUCAUCAAGAGUUUGCUGGACGCCUGGUCGGGAUGGGUGGUGAUGCUGCUCAUCGGCCUGCUGGCGGGCACCUUGGCUGGGGUCAUCGAUCUCGCCGUCGACUGGAUGACCGACUUGAAGGAGGGGGUCUGCCUGUCUGCCUUCUGGUACAGCCACGAGCAGUGCUGCUGGACGUCCAACGAGACCACUUUUGAGGACAGGGACAAGUGUCCCCUGUGGCAGAAAUGGUCGGAGCUGCUGGUGAAUCAGUCGGAGGGCGCCAGCGCUUACAUUCUGAAUUACCUAAUGUACAUCCUGUGGGCAUUGCUGUUUGCGUUCUUGGCCGUCUCCCUGGUGCGCGUGUUUGCACCAUAUGCCUGCGGCUCGGGUAUACCAGAGAUCAAGACCAUCUUGAGUGGCUUCAUCAUCCGGGGCUACUUGGGGAAGUGGACCCUGCUCAUCAAGACCGUCACCCUGGUGCUGGUAGUGUCCUCGGGCCUGAGCCUUGGGAAGGAAGGGCCGCUGGUGCACGUGGCCUGUUGCUGUGGCAACUUCUUCAGCAGCCUUUUCUCCAAGUACAGCAAGAAUGAGGGCAAGAGGCGCGAGGUGCUCUCGGCUGCCGCCGCCGCCGGAGUCUCCGUGGCCUUUGGGGCUCCGAUAGGAGGUGUGCUCUUCAGCCUUGAGGAGGUCAGUUACUACUUCCCCCUGAAGACCUUGUGGAGGUCCUUUUUCGCGGCCCUGGUGGCGGCCUUCACGCUGCGAUCCAUCAACCCCUUUGGGAACAGCCGUCUCGUUCUCUUCUACGUGGAGUAUCACACGCCCUGGUACAUGGCCGAGCUCUUCCCCUUCAUCCUGCUGGGGGUGUUCGGGGGCUUGUGGGGGACGCUCUUCAUCCGCAGCAACAUCGCCUGGUGCCGGAGGCGCAAAACCACCAAGCUGGGGAAGUACCCGGUGCUGGAGGUCAUCGUGGUGACCGCCGUCACCGCCAUCAUCGCCUACCCCAACCCCUACACGCGCCGGAGCACGAGCGAGCUCAUUUCUGAGCUGUUCAAUGACUGCGGGGCCCUCGAGUCCUCCCAGCUCUGUGACUACAUCAACGACCCCAACAUGACACGGCCUGUGGACGACAUCCCGGACCGGCCGGCCGGGGUGGGGGUGUACACCGCCAUGUGGCAGCUGGCCCUGGCGCUGAUCUUCAAAAUCGUCAUUACCAUCUUUACGUUUGGCAUGAAGAUCCCGUCAGGUCUCUUCAUCCCCAGCAUGGCUGUGGGCGCCAUGGCAGGCAGGAUGGUGGGAAUCGGCGUGGAGCAGCUGGCUUACCAUCACCACGACUGGAUCGUCUUCAGGAACUGGUGCAGGCCCGGAGCGGACUGCGUCACCCCCGGCCUCUACGCCAUGGUGGGAGCAGCCGCCUGCCUAGGUGGCGUUACCAGGAUGACGGUGUCGUUGGUGGUCAUCAUGUUUGAAUUGACGGGAGGCCUAGAGUACAUUGUGCCCUUGAUGGCGGCGGCCGUGACCAGCAAGUGGGUGGCCGAUGCCUUUGGGAAAGAAGGCAUCUACGAGGCUCAUAUCCACUUAAAUGGGUACCCAUUUCUGGAUGUGAAGGACGAGUUCACGCAUCGCACGCUGGCCACCGACGUCAUGCGGCCACGGCGCGGAGAGCCGCCUCUGUCCGUGCUCACCCAGGACAGCAUGACCGUGGAGGACGUGGAGACGCUCAUCAAGGACACCGACUACAACGGCUUCCCUGUGGUGGUCUCCAGGGACUCCGAGCGCCUCAUUGGCUUUGCCCAGAGGAGGGAACUGAUUCUUGCAAUAAAGAAUGCCAGACAGAGGCAGGAGGGUAUCGUGAGCAACUCCAUCAUGUACUUCACGGAGGAGCCCCCCGAGCUGCCGGCCAACAGCCCGCACCCCCUGAAGCUGCGGCGCGUCCUCAACCUCAGCCCGUUCACCGUCACAGACCACACCCCCAUGGAGACGGUGGUGGACAUCUUCCGGAAACUGGGGCUCCGGCAGUGCCUGGUGACACGGAGCGGGAGACUUCUUGGCAUCAUCACGAAAAAGGAUGUUUUGAGACAUAUGGCCCAGAUGGCAAACCAGGACCCUGAAUCCAUCAUGUUUAAUUAGAAACAAGGUGGCAUCUAUUUUGAGAGAAACACAACUGUGUCAUUUUAAAAGAAAUAAACAAAUGCUAUGUUAUUAUCCUAAUGAACGAUUAUACGCCGGGGGCAGUGGAAACAAAAGCUUUGUUUGAAAGGAAGGAGGAGAAGACCUUUUUUUUAAAAAAAAAAAAAAAAAAAAAGACACCGACGAGCAGGCAUUUUAUAGCUUUAACCCCUUAAGAGUUUCUAGCUGUGUUUCUUAAUGAGUUUAUUAACUGCUGUGGGAGGCUGUGGGUGGGUGUAAACGAUGUGGUUUGUACAAGAACGUGGAACACAAAUGCCGCGUCAAGAAACGUUUGGCGCUUCUGUUUAAAUUUGAUGUUUGUGAAGCUUCGAGCCCAAAAAGCAAAGGGGUCAUGGCCUGUCAGCGUCUUUAUUUAUUGGUUCCCGGAGUUUUGCUGCUAUUUUACUGAAUCGGAUUAAAGAUAUUUGCACUUACUGUGUCGGAAGAGCAAAGGCAGUUCAAUUUGAACCGAGUGAAAGCUGCAAGGAGCCGGGGGGCUCACUCGGGACCACCCCGGGGUCCUGCUCCCGUCCUCAGCCGAGCGCUUGGCUUAUCCAUCAGGUUCUGAGCCAACAGCCGGGGGCUCCUGCUCUGGUGACUGUGAAGAAAUCAUUUCUCGGUGCAAGACCGGCCUCUCGGGACCGCACAGUGGCCUGCUCGAGUGUUCGGUGCCGCACGUCUUUCCUCCCGUACAAAGGGACCCGCCCCGAGUUUGAGGGUAUACGCACCUGCUCAUUGUUUCGCAUCCCUGUUGCAUGUGCCUCACUUGUUUAUUGCUGUUGCCUGUGCAUUCUUUAAUAUUGAUCAGUCCAGCACUUCCGUGGGCCACGUCCUAUAUGCUGCCAGCUUGCCGUCAGCGUGCUUUCAUUUCCAGAGAGCGUACGUGAGAGGCCAAGCAGGCUACCCAGUGUUACUACUUAUUUUUCCUCUCAGAUCUUAUUAAAUAUGGCUGCGGAGAGGGUGAGGCGUACGCAGUCUCAGUGGGAACUCCUCCAAAUGGAUUGCCAGAGAAAUACUAAAUUGAUUCUAAAUCUGUUCCAUUAUCUUCUCUGUAGGAUGCAAAACGUCCGGCUUUAAUGUCUGAGCGUGCACUUUCACGCUCGCCGUCCAAGCGCAGAAGGGCAGAGGUAAAUUGGAGGCAGCCGGUUUGAGCCCUGGGCAUCUUUGUAUUGAACUUGGCGGCGCAUUUAUCCCUUUAGUCAGGACUUCGCCCUUUCCUGUGAGAAGGAGCCAAGCUGCGGUUCCGGUCCGCUGUGGCCCCAGUGUGAGUCCCCACGCGCCCUUUCACGCGUGUCUCUGCUCCUCCCUUCCCAUCGAGUCGCCCUCACCCUUUGCGGUCUCGGCCUCGGAUACCGACGUGCCCCGUGUGGGUUUGGCUGCAAGUGAGAGAAAACUCCCACGAGCGGUGACGAGCUGAAUGAGAAACCUGGGGGUCGGGCCCUCUCGCGUCUCUCUAUGUCAUCAUCGGGGAGCCGCACUCUUUGCUGCUGUCUUCUGCCACCCUUGGGCCUUUGGCUCGCUGCUUCACAGUCACAGGCUGGUUUCCGAGCUGCAAGCCAGGCCAUCUGCCUCGUAGGCAGGAGGAGGGAGGAGGCACGUAGCAAGGUGUCCUGUGUCUGGGAAGCAGAACUUGCCCACGGGUGCCCAGCUCAUGUCCAUUGGCUGGAAUUCGGUCACAUGACCCCUCCUGGCUGCACGCGAGUGUGGGGAGAAGUUCUCGCAAGGCGUGUUACUCUCUGAAUGAACUUCGGAGUCUCCUAAUAAGGAAGAGGGGAUUGGUCCUUGGGAGGGAAGACCGUCCCCUGGAUUGGAUGCCAUCAUCGUAUCCCUGUCAUUGUCCUUCCUGUCCUCCUUACCCUCUUUCUUGCCAACCCCUCCAGAUCCUCUCCUCCUCGCCGUACGGUUUCCCACCCCUUCUCUCGGAUCUGACGAACUCCCAGUCGGAAGCCGUCAUUUCUCGGCCCUCGUAAAAAUGCUUGCUGUGCGUAAAAACCUUGCUACAAGCGGGUUUCUGUGAAACUUCUGGUCGAUAGGAAAAAAUGUACCGCUGUGUCCUCUGGGUUAAAAAAAGUUAAGUCAGAUCGUGCUGACAAACAGUGGAACAUUUGUUUCUGUGAUCGGUUGGCCUCCUUCCGAAUGAUAUUGAAUAGACUGGUGUGGAAACACCAGUCAGAGAGAAUCCGACCUUUGUGCCUCGUUCACGGCACGUAAGUAUCGAGUCACAGGUCCUAAUGUUAGUGUUGUUACUGGGGUCUCCAUGGAGAGUGUGCAAGCGACGCUGGGUUCUCCUGGGCUUGAAAUCCUACAGGGUCUUAAAGAUUGCUUCAUGUAGUUCCCGCUCACUCCCGCGUGGCCUCCCGAAAGAGUAUUAGUCAGAGCCUGGAUUUGUAUAAUCCAGAACGCCCUUUCAGCUAAAACAAGGAGCUUCAAAAGGGAACACGAAACCCUGAACAGAUGGCCAAAGGGCAGUGAAACCACAGAAUUCCUUCCUCCUCCAGAUGAGGCCAUGGAGGAACGAAGGGGUAGUUUGCUCCAGGCCAAGGUCACCCAGGGGGGCUGUGUUGUGUCCUCCUCCCCAGGGCUUAGCGUAGAAGAGGUCUGCAAAUCAUGGCAAACAGUUGAGAGCGUUACUUGACUCAAAUAGCCUUGCUUUCCUUCGUCAGUUGAACCUGGAAUUUGUCGUGGGGUUCAGGCUCUUGGCAACAGAAGGCCAUGGUCAGACAGGCAGGUGAAGGUCAAGGGCGGGAGAGUUUGCAGCGGGGCUACCAGAGCUGAUCGCCUUCCCCCCGUGGAGCCCUGAGUCCCCUGUGCGGUCCGCUCGCCCCCUGGCCCGGGCUCUCACACACACUCGAUGGGGAGCAGGCUUCUGAGCGCUCUGUCUGUCUGUCUUGUAAAAGUAACGCGGGUCGGGAUUCUGAAGGGAUUUGCUGUAGCCAAAUGUAGAACCUCGUCGACUCUAUCUGGCCAUCCGAUGAGCAGGAAGAGUAGAGCUGGGAUGUGGAAGUAAAAUAAACAUUUCUCACAAC